Messenger RNA from Plectropomus leopardus (leopard coralgrouper), 2322 nucleotides. Lineage: Eukaryota; Metazoa; Chordata; Actinopteri; Perciformes; Serranidae. The record is from RefSeq and is a predicted model, not a curated record.
AUGAAGCCUCAGGCCUCUGCCAGCGAUUCAGACCUCAACGCUCGCUCAAACACGCACGAGCAGCGCUGCAGUGCCGCCGUGCUUAGCAGGUGUAACAGAUGUCUGCGAGCUGAGGCCUGCGAGGUGUUCCCGCAGAUCAGAGACGACGACGCCGCCGCCGCCGCCGCUGUGUCUGAUUACUUGUCUGCCGUCAUGGAGCUCUGCUCUCUGCGUCGAUCUCUUUCUCUGCUUCUCCCCAGAGCAGCCACGGGGGACCGCCGCUGCCUCGCUCGCUCUUUGUUUAGGGACACCACACAAAGGAUGAGAUCCGCUCCGUUUCCAACCCCUGCAGAAUUGGACGCAUAUGCUAAGAAGGUUGCCAACAACCCCCUCACCAUCAAGAUCUUCCCCAACAGCGUCAAGGUCCCCCAGAGAAACCACGUGCGCCGUACGGUCAACGGGCUGGAUACGUCGGGCCAGCGCUACAGCCCGUACCCCUCCUCUCAGGCCAGCGCCAAGACGGGCCUCCUCGCCAUCAUCAAGGUGCCCACGGUCAAAGGCAUCCUCAAAGAUUUCGACGGCAGCCGCGCUCGCUUGCACCCAGAAGUCAUCAUGAACCCCCCCGCCGGACCGUACCAAGUGGCUUCGACCAGCACUUUAAACCACCACCCACCUCUGCCGAACCUCCGGCUGCCGCAGAGCGUCCCGCUUCAACCGCAGGACCCACCUCAGACUCUACACAUGCCCCUCCCCCCGCAGCAGGGUCACACCCACAGCCUCAGACACCCUCCCCCGAUGGCCCCGCACCCUCAGGGCCCGCCCAGACUCCAGACUCUGUCUCAGCACCCCGCCCUCGGCCACCCGCAGGGGCCCCCCGCCGUCAUGCUGCAGCAGCAGCACCUCCAGCAGCAGCCGCCGCCCAGGAAGCUGCCGGACGGCGACGCACCGCCUAAUGUUACCGUCUCUACCUCAACCAUUCCGCUCUCCAUGGCCGCCGGGCUGCACCAGGGCCGCCAGGCCGACCUGAGCACCAUCGUGCAUCAGAUCAACCAGUUCUGCCAAGCUCGGGCGCAGGGCGCGGGCGCCACCUCCAUGUGCGAGGGCCAGAUCGCCAACCCCAGCCCCAUCAGUCGCAACCUGCUCAUCAGCGCCUGCUCCAGGGUGUCCAUGCACAGCAACCCCGCCACCCCCGGCUUCCCCCCGCCCAACUGCAUCAUCGGCCCUCAAGAGAAAGCCGCGGUCCCGGCGGGAGCCCACCCGCCGCACAGCGUGGCGAUCAUGAACCACUUGCCUUCCAACCACACUGAUCUCAAGCAGCAGCAGCAGCAGCUGCAGCAGCUGCAGCAGCUGCACCAACAGCAGCUGCAGCACAACGUGCAGCAGCAGCAGAAGAUGCGCUCUUGGAAUCAGCACCAGUUGGGCCCCCACGUUCAGAACGGAGGGGCCCACCUCUGCAAGCAGCCCUCCAGGGACCCCGCCUUCCAUUUUAAGGGCAUGGGCUACCCUGCAGAGGUGUGUGUGGGUCAGCCUUACACACUGAAACCUCCCGUAGAGAGGCCCACCCCGAGUCCCCCCGUCAACAGCGGCAUGCCGGGCCCCGUGGCCCACUACACCAACGGCCACUACUUCCAGCCCCACAUGUGGAACAGCAGCAUCCUCCCCACACCCAACAGCGACAGCUCCGGCUCUCAGGACAUAGCCAUGCCAUUCCACGGCGCGGGCCCAGGGGGGUGCACCGCGCUGGACUGUGGCGGGCCCCCCGGGGCCCCCCAUUACAGGCUAGGAGCGAGCUCCUCCACCUCCUCCUCCUCCUCCGCCCAGACUAAUCUGAUGCAAACGGCAGAUUACUUGGGUGGGGACUUCCAGACGCCCUACUUCCGCGAUCAGAAUCUAGGGUUGAUGGGCAAGAUGCACAGGCCUCCUCUGAGCAGGGGGGGUCCGGAGGUCGGGGACGGCAGAACCGCUCUCAUCCAGCACCCAGGGUACAGAUAAGCUAUGGCCUUGUCUCCGCACGCUGGAAAAUCCGACACGUUGAUCUGACUUCAAACAAUCCAGGAAACUGAUUACCUAAAAACAGGAAAGUAAAUAUAACCAUAAAUCUUAAUUUAAGUUUACUUUAUAUCUAAAUGUGAAGUUCAGGGUUCCCACCGUCAUGGAAAACCUGGAAAAGUCAUGGAGUUUCACAAUCACAUUUUCCAGGCCUGGAAAAGUCAUGGAACUUUUAAAAAUCCCUGACAGUUGUGGAAAAAUCAUGGGAGAGGUUUUUGUGUUAUGAUUUUUUUUUUUUGUGUAGCUAACGACAUUAUGAAGCGUUAACGUGUCGACGUGUGACAAAAUUUUAGG